This is a messenger RNA of Zychaea mexicana, 1377 nucleotides long. Its product is annotated as armadillo-type protein. The transcript has 11 exons. Gene Ontology annotation, cellular component: nucleus. NCBI's taxonomy places the organism in Eukaryota, Fungi, Mucoromycota, Mucoromycetes, Mucorales, Lichtheimiaceae. Gene Ontology annotation, biological process: NLS-bearing protein import into nucleus. The annotation marks the transcript as partial. Gene Ontology annotation, molecular function: nuclear import signal receptor activity; protein binding. The record is from RefSeq and is a predicted model, not a curated record.
AAGAAAAAAAACAUGCCCGACCGUCGAGCCCAAUAUAAAAGAAACAGUAUUGGUUCUGCAGAACAACUUCGUGAGCGACGCGUCGUUCUCGAUGAAUCAUUACGAAAGAAACAUCGCGAGCAGCUCAUUAGUGCCAAACGAUUCCGCCAUUUGUCUCGUCAUGAACAACGAGAGAGCUCCGCGCAAAUCAGUGCUCUUGCUGAAGACCUGAAAAGUACCGAUCAAAGCGCUCGCAUGGAAGCAGCACAGUAUUUGAGCAAGUAUCUCGUUGAACCUUGUCAAGCACUCAUCGACUAUAUUACGCACGGUGACUGCAUUGAAACGCUUACGAUUAUAACAGAUAUCGCAGCUGGACCGCAAGAACUGUGGAUCAAGUCUGUAACAACUGUUCCGUACAUGGUCUCAUUUCUGGAUGCUGACAGUUUGAGUCUUCGUGAAGCUGCUGCAGGUGCACUGGGUAAUAUGGCAGCCGAAGAAUUAGGUGAUAUGACAAGCGAGGAUGAUGAAGUGCGGACCCUGAUUAGGAACAAUGGCGCUGUGCCUCCACUUGUUCGACUCUUGGAUUCCAAUGAUUCACGUUUAGUACAAACUGCAUGCUUUGCACUUGCAAACUUGGCACGUGGAAACGAAAGACAGUUGAAUGAAUUUAUCGUGGCAGCAAUUGCAAAGCCUUUGUUCCGACACUUACGAGACAAGACGCCGGAUACUGUAACUGAAGUAUGCUGGGUCAUGAGCUAUCUGACAGCUGGAUCGCUCCAGUUCAGACAACAGAUCAUGCAGCAAGGAAUUGCGGGUAUACUGGUACGCGAGCUGCGUGAUUUAUGCCAACAAGGACCUGUGGUUCUGCCAUUGCUGCGUACGCUAGGCAAUCUUUGUGGCGGUCCUGACGAAUACAUUGAAAUUCUGCUUGAUCAAGAUGGAUUCCUCUUCACUUUGCUUCUAUUGACUCACUCUGAGCACAGACAACGCCCAGAAAUUGUUAAAAGAGUAGUGGAUGCAAAUGCAAUCGCAUAUCUUGCCGACACCCUCGUGCAGCAUGGUGCAUUGGAUAUCCGCAAGGGGGCCGCAACCUGUCUUUUGAACAUUGCAUAUCACGGUGAAAAGUAUAUGCUACUGCUGCCACAUCAGCGACUAUUGCCUGCAUAUGUUGACCUGGUUCAAUCCCAAGACGCAGAAGAAAUGAGACUUGGGCUUUCGUACAUUGAGAUGCUUUUGACGCGCGUGCCACGAGGAAAUGAGGUGGUGCAGGUAACACCUGGAUGCGUCGAGGCGCUGGGUGCUGUCAAUCCAGUUCCAGAUCCAGAGCUCUAUACAUUUGCCAACAACCUAGUGGACAAGUUCUUCGAGGAGACGCCUGGUCUAACAAACGUCGUUUAA